Dictyostelium discoideum AX4 is the source of this 225-nucleotide messenger RNA. RefSeq lists its product as hypothetical. The transcript is spliced from 5 exons. The record is from RefSeq and is a predicted model, not a curated record. The coding region runs from base 1 to 225 and encodes 74 amino acids. Lineage: Eukaryota; Evosea; Eumycetozoa; Dictyosteliales; Dictyosteliaceae.
AUGACUAAUAUUAUUAUGUGCAUGAUUAAAUAUUAUAAUUUAAAUUUUUAUUUUGAAGUUAUUAUUCUUUGUUCUAUAUUAUUAUUAUUUUUAUUAUUAUUAUUAUUAUUAUUAUUAUUAUUAUUAUUAUUAUUAUUAUUAUUAUUAUUAUUAUUAUUAUUAUUAUUAUUAUUAUUUUUUUUUUAUGAUUUGAUAAAUCUUUUUUUUUNCCNUUUUUGNGUUUAG